AUGUCACACCAAACACUUGCAGCACAGUACCGAGAAGCGAGAGCACCAAUACUGAUAUUUAUUUUGUCGCGAUUGAAAAUGGAUGCCAAAUUUUGGAACAUCAUUGUCAUGGGUUUCGGUUACAUGUUGAUUUUUACCGCUUUCCAAACUCUUGGAAAUAUUGAAAAAAACUUACUUGCCAGUCUAGCUGAAGAGGAUAAAACUUUCAGCGGCGACGGUUUCAUUAGCCUUGCUAGCAUUUACGUUGUAUUCGCCUUCGCCAAUUGGUUGGCACCGUCAGUUUUAGCAGUUACUGGUCCUAGGAUAUCUAUCAUCUCUGCAUCGCUAUUUUUUUCGCUUUUCACCUUCAUAUUUUUUUUCACCUCUACCUGGCUGCUAUAUACUGUUGGUGUUUUAUUGGGUAUUGCGGCCGCGGUGGUCUGGACUGCUCAAGGAGUAAUUUUGUCUCGGUGUAGUGAUUCGGAUACCAUAGCCCGUAACUCGGGCCUCUUUUGGGUAAUGUAUGAACUUAGUUUCAUCUUCGGCAACAUGUUGGUGAUCUAUGAAUUUCGGAACAAAAAACAUAUCGAUGCCAAUGCACGGAGGGAGGUCGUCUGGUUUCUGACUGCCUCCUCAAUUCUUGGAACCCUAAGUUUAUUCGCCUUGCGAAAUGUUCCCAAAGAUACGUUUAACUCUGACGAAGAGCUACAGCAACCGGAACUUUCUUUCCUGGGUAGAGCAUGGUUUGCUUUUCGAACGGCCGUGCAACUAUUCGUGACACGCGAUAUGCUGCUCCUAAAUGUGACAUUUAUUUAUACAGGUCUAUUGACGACUUUCGUAACCGGUCUUUACGGAGCGAUAGUGGGAUUUACGAAGAAACUCGCUACUAAAGACAUUAUCGGGAUGGUCGGUAUUUGUAUUGGCGCUGGUGAAGUGUUUGGAGGUUGCGCUGCCACCUAUUUCGCUCCUAAAAUAAUACGAUAUGCCAUCGAUGUUAUAAUUCUCACUGGCUACGGAUUGCAUAUGUUUUCCUUUGCCCUAGUAAUGCUGAACUUACCCAAUAAAGCUCCUUUCGCUGAUACUGACGACGUUUCAUUUAUUGAUCCGCCACGAGUCUGGAUAGCCUUACUGUGCGCUUUUCUUACCGGCGUAGGUGAUGCCUGCAUUCAUAUUCAAAUAUAUUCGCUACUGGGCGUCAUCUACGCAAAUCAAUCAGCAGAAGCCUUUGCCAUAUUUACAUUUGUGGAUUCGUUGUCGGCGUCUAUUGCCUUCUUUUACGCGAUUGCUCUAGGCUUAUACGGUCAAGUAGCAAUUUUGAUGCUCUUUAGCACGUUAGGUUCAUUCACAAUUUGUUUCUUGAAGUGGAACUUAAAGCGACUGCAAAGCGUUAAUAUGACACCGUGA
Molecule: messenger RNA, 1383 nt
Organism: Glossina fuscipes
Lineage: Eukaryota; Metazoa; Arthropoda; Insecta; Diptera; Glossinidae
Product: UNC93-like protein MFSD11
Exons: 2
Coding region: 1-1383 (460 amino acids)
Source: RefSeq, a predicted model, not a curated record